Phoenix dactylifera (date palm) is the source of this 1727-nucleotide messenger RNA. Lineage: Eukaryota; Viridiplantae; Streptophyta; Magnoliopsida; Arecales; Arecaceae. The record is from RefSeq and is a predicted model, not a curated record.
CAAUAAUGGCGAUGGGUGAACAACGCCUCCACAUAGCCAUGCUCCCAUGGCUCGCCUUCGGCCACAUGAUUCCCUACCUCCACCUCGCCUUCGCCUUGGCCACCGCCGGCCACCGCGUCUCCUUCCUCUCCAGCCCUCGUAACAACCGCCGCCUUCCUAAAAUACCCCCUCACCUGACGCCGCUCAUCGCCUUCGUCGACCUCCCGCUGCCCCGCGUCGACGGCCUCCCCGAGGAAGCCGAGGCCACCGUCGACGUCCCCGCCGACAAGGGCCCUCUCCUCAAGAUCGCCUACGACUUCCUGCAGAACCCCGUCAAGAAAUUCCUCGCCGACGAGUCCCCGGACGUCAUCCUCCACGACUUCCUCCCCUACUGGGUCCCCGCCGCGGCGCGCGACUUGGGCGUGCUCCCCGUCCUUUUGUUCGCCUUCAACGCUGCCUCCACCGGCUUCACAGGCCCGCCGGAGGUCCUGGCAGAGGAAGGCCGGAGGAGGCGCUGGCCGUCGCCGGAGAGCAUGACGUCGCCGCCCGAAUGGUUCCCCCCCGGCUCCACGGUGGCUUUCCGCCGCCGGGAGGCGGAGCAGUUCUACUCGGAGGUCUUCACCACGAACACCUCGGGGAUUGCAGACGUCGAACGGUUCCGGCUUGCCGUCGAGGGGUGCACCGCCAUCGCCUUACGGACCUGCCCCGAGUACGAGGGGGAGUACCUGGAUGUUCUCCGGAGGAUCUACCGGAAGCCGGUGUUUCCCGUCGGCCUAAUCCCUCCGGCUACGUCUCCAGCGGCCAGCGCCGAUCGGAACGGCAGGUGGGGCCAGAUAUUCGGGUGGCUGGACGCCCAGCCCCCUAAAUCGGUCGUUUUCGUGAGCUUCGGGAGCGAGUACAAGUUGAGCGAGAGCGAAGUCCGCGAACUCGCCUAUGGGCUUGAGCUCUCCAACGUUCGUUUCUUGUGGGCCCUACGUAGGCCCGCUUGGGUCACGGGCGGUGACGAAGAAGCUCUUCCGAAGGGGUUCGCAGCCCGGACCGAGGGCCGCGGCGCGGUAUGCUUCGGUUGGGCUCCUCAGUUGGAGAUCUUGGCCCAUCCUUCUGUAGGGGGGUCUUUGUUUCACUCUGGGUGGGGGUCUAUAAUAGAGACUCUUCGCUAUGGGAAUGCAUUGAUAGUUUUGCCAAACAUUUUUGAUCAGGGCCUUAAUGCCAGAUUGCUGGUGGAGAAGGGCAUUGCAGUCGAGGUGGAGCGAGGGGAUGAUGGCUCGUAUGACAGGGAUGGGGUCGCCAAGGCCUUGCAAAUGGUCAUGCUUUCCAAUGAAGUGGAGGGAUUGAGAAGAAAAGCAAGAGAGAUGGCAGCUGUAUUUGCUGACAAAGAGCUUCAUGAUAGGUAUUUGAAGGAAUUCAUCAACUUCCUCCUUGGGGCUCGGCUCGCAACAAAUCAUUGACUUGAAGCCAAGCACUUACUGUUUUAUGAUCUUAUUGGAUGUAUCCUAUCCGUACUAGAACUAUAUGAAUCAUCGUCUUAGCAAACCUUUUUUACCUAGGAGGAUGUCGGGAUGCCCAAAGAAUAUCAUAGCUAUAUCAAAUAUGAUAUUACCAAAUAUUCUCUUUUGAAUGGCUAAGUAGGUUGAAUUUUGCAUGCCCAUGCGAUAUCUUGGCCAUCAUCUUUGUUCAUCAAGUAUCGGAUAAUAACAAAAUAUUUCUUGGUUGUAACCACUGGUUCGGAAUAGAAUACUCAUUUACUA